Messenger RNA from Notodromas monacha, 1973 nucleotides. Lineage: Eukaryota; Metazoa; Arthropoda; Ostracoda; Podocopida; Cyprididae. The record is from the annotation of a GenBank genome assembly.
AGGAUGGCUUGAGAAGAAGUGCGACAGACGUUGCGGGCGAGAAUGGAAAAUUAGCCGCCCGCACAUUGUGACAUGAGAGGGAAACGUUUUUUAUUCCGAGCUGUUGCACUGGUGGCCUGUGUGAUUGUGUGCACUUCAUUGAUUUACUUGUGGACUGAGCGUGAGCUUUCGUCUAAGGGAAACUUCCCGAAUCCACCUGGCAGACUGCAGGAAUUGGACCGGCAGUUGAAAGCUCUGGAAGAAGAUGCAGCGAAACAGCGUCGUGAAUCUCAGAGGCUUCUUCACAUGCUCACACAGUUUGGCUUGAAAAACCUUGAGAUCAAACGUGAGAUUUCGAUCGUCGCUGCUGUUCCCGACGUGCUUGAAGCUGGUGUCCAAGGACUGCAGGUGCUGGUCAAUUCUGAGAAAUCAGUCCUGAUAGGAAGUUCUGCACCACCGAUUCCUAUCGUGGUGAUUGCCUGCAACAGGCCCUCGGUUUCUCGUGCUUUGGACAGACUGAUCGAAUUUCGGCCCAAGGGACUGGAAGAUCAAUUCCCGAUCUACGUCAGUCAGGAUUGCGGGCAUGUGGAAACCGCAGAAAUAAUCAGAGGUUACGGUUCUCAAGUAAUUCACCUGGAGUUUACGGACCGAACCCCGAUUCCGUUGGACAAAAAGGAAUUGAAGUGGAAAGGAUACUACCUCAUUUCGAGGCAUUACAAGUGGGCUUUGCAACAAGUUUUCAACAAAUACAAUCAUUCCGCUGUCAUCAUUGUAGAAGGUCAGUUUCACUCGAAACUCUUCGUUUUGCCUUUCUGUGAUUUUAUCGCUGAAAUGACCUCUUUCUCAAACUUCCUUCCUCAAGACGAUCUGGAAGUUGCGGCGGAUUUUUACGAUUACUUUUUGGCGACUUACCCCUUGCUUUUGGGGGACAAGUCCUUGUUUUGCGUGUCCGCGUGGAAUGACAAUGGAAAGAAGAAUUUGAUUGACGACAACGCUGCAGACCUGUUGUAUCGCAGUGACUUUUUUCCUGGUCUGGGAUGGAUGAUGACACGUGAUAUAUGGAUGGAGCUGGAAGAGAAAUGGCCUCGCGGGUACUGGGACGACUGGAUCAGACAGCCGGAACAGAGGAAAGGAAGGGCGUGCAUUCGUCCCGAGAUCUCACGUACGUGUACUUUCGGAAAGAAAGGAGUUAGCUUAGGACAAUUUUUCGACAAGCAUUUGAAGUUUAUCGUGCUCAAUUCACAUCCUGUGCCUUUUACUCACAUGGACCUUUCGUACCUGGUUCGAGAAAGAUAUGACAGAGAAUUUUUGGACGCGGUUUAUCGCUCACCGGUCGUAGAUCUGGAUUCUUUACGUCACAAUAAGUUACCUGAAGGCAACAUUCCCGUGAGGAUUGUGUACAACAGUCGGCCCGUUUUCAAGCGUAUCGCAAAAGCUUUGGGUUUGAUGGAUGAUUUCAAGAGUGGCGUGCCUAGGACGGCAUACCGCGGUGUGAUAUCGUUAUUCUUCAAUAGUCGGAGAGUUUAUGUCUCACCUCCACCUUCAUGGAGGAGUUACGACCCAGCGUGGACGUGAGAUUUCUUGAAUGAGGAAAAUUUCGAUAUUUUCUGGGGGCAACAGAAGUUAGUCAAAAGGAGUUUGAGGAAACUGUUGGAAUUGCUGUGAUUCAGGCGUGUGUAUUCUGCUCUUAUCAGCAUUCCCAUUCUGUGUGAUUCUUGAUCUUCUGGAAUAUUGUACUCUUGGCGUCACCCUGACAAUCACCAGGUUGCUUUUUUGUUGUUGUUUUUAUGCGUGGCGGACCCUGGUUUUCCUUGAGCAUUUUAAUGGGAAUGCUUGUUGCGAUUCUUGCUUGAUUAUAAUGAGACGACUCGAGUUCAAUUCUUGGUGCAUCUUUGAAUUGUUGUGAUUUUGUUGUGCUCUUAGGUAUAGGGAUAUUAUUCUGGAAUCCCCUUGCCUGAGCUGUGAGGAAAUGAAUCGUUUUUUGUUCGAGGAAU